Messenger RNA from Penicillium coprophilum, 846 nucleotides. Its product is annotated as Transcription factor. The record is from RefSeq and is a predicted model, not a curated record. The transcript is spliced from 4 exons. NCBI's taxonomy places the organism in Eukaryota, Fungi, Ascomycota, Eurotiomycetes, Eurotiales, Aspergillaceae. The coding region runs from base 1 to 846 and encodes 281 amino acids.
AUGGAGACCAAACUUCCUCGUGCACUUUUUGCCGACACAAAAAGCUCAAGUGCUCGCGGGAACUCCCAAAAUGCAGCAACUGCAGACCUUGGCCCAGUGGCUGUGAAUACUCGCGAGAAAAAUCGAGCUCCGCUCAGCCAACUCCAAUUCAAACAUCCAAUCACAUGUGAGAACGAUACCAUCAAUAGACCUGUAUCUAGAGCUGGGCCUGACAAUAUUAGAACGGGAGACUUACCAGUAGUAAGCGACAUCGAAGGUAGACUGAAGAGACUUGAGCACACAGUCCAACAGUUGGCAGAUUCUGUCAAUCGAGCCCUUCAAGUUAUCACUUCUACACCACCUCCGGCGAAUACUGGAAUAUCGAGUUGGAACUCUCGCUCCAUCUUUACAGAAAAUGUCGGUUCCGAGUCGAGGCCAUACGUCGGCCCUUCACAUUCUUUCUCCUUCCUGAAGGAGGCAUCGGCCAAUGUUGAUGCAAUCCGCCAAUCACUGGGUGAUAUGACUAGUCAAAGUGCACAUUCGGAACUUCAAUACCUCUCUGGGCGGCUGGCCACCGCAGAAGGUGACCAACAGAUUAUAGAGGAUUCAACCGCGUUCUAUAUACCUUCAAAGGCAACCGGUUACCGCAUGAUCAGCAAAUUCUUGGAGUAUGGUGAGCUCGGUGAACCUUUCUUCUCCUUUCCACCAGACAAUGUCAUAAGAGAAGUGGUAUUUGAACCCCACAAAGUCCGGGAAAAGGCAUGGGUUGCCUACUUCAAUUACAUGAUGCUUUCCAUUGUCUCUAACGAGGACGGAGAAAAUGGCGAAACCAAAAGAUUUCGACGUAACGUGCAACUCGCGCUAUGA